Euleptes europaea (tarantolino) is the source of this 447-nucleotide messenger RNA. RefSeq names its product lysozyme C-like. Gene Ontology annotation, molecular function: lysozyme activity. The transcript has 4 exons. Lineage: Eukaryota; Metazoa; Chordata; Lepidosauria; Squamata; Sphaerodactylidae. The record is from RefSeq and is a predicted model, not a curated record. The coding region runs from base 1 to 447 and encodes 148 amino acids.
AUGAAGACCCUUUUUUUCCUGGCGCUCAUCCUCCUCACGGCUCUAGCCCUUCCCGGGGCCGAGGGCAAAGUGUUUGAGAGAUGCGAGCUGGCGAGGCUCCUAAAGCGGCAGGGCUUCAGCGGCUUUGUAGGACGCAAAGUGGCUGACUGGGUCUGCCUGGUGCAACACGAGAGCGGCUACCGAACGGACGCCGUGCAUGACAACGGCAGCAGCCGUGACUACGGGAUCUUCCAGAUCAACAGCUUGUACUGGUGCGACGACGGCAGGACUCCCGGUUCCAAGAACGCCUGCCGAAUUUCCUGUAGCAGACUUCUGGAUGACAACAUCGCAGAUGACAUCCGCUGUGCCAAGAUGAUAGCCCAGGAGGCCCGAGGCCUGACUCCCUGGGUGGCCUGGAACAGGUUUUGCCAGGGAGAUGUCGACCCCUACGUGAGGGGCUGCUGGUAG